Molecule: messenger RNA, 1393 nt
Organism: Cyprinus carpio (common carp)
Lineage: Eukaryota; Metazoa; Chordata; Actinopteri; Cypriniformes; Cyprinidae
Product: sonic hedgehog protein
Biological process (GO): cell-cell signaling; cell fate specification; intein-mediated protein splicing
Molecular function (GO): calcium ion binding; patched binding
Source: RefSeq, a predicted model, not a curated record
AUGCGGUUUAUGACGCGAGUGCUGCUGGUGUCACUUCUCAGUCUGUCCUUGGUGGUGUCCGGGCUGGCCUGCGGUCCUGGCAGAGGCUACGGCAGAAGAAAACAUCCGAAGAAGCUGACACCUCUCGCCUACAAGCAGUUUAUACCUAAUGUCGCGGAGAAGACCUUAGGGGCCAGCGGCAGAUACGAGGGCAAGAUCACGCGCAAUUCGGAGAGAUUUAAAGAACUUACUCCAAAUUACAAUCCCGACAUCAUCUUUAAGGAUGAGGAGAACACGGGCGCGGACAGACUCAUGACACAGAGAUGCAAAGACAAGCUGAACUCACUGGCCAUCUCUGUAAUGAACCAGUGGCCAGGGGUUAAACUGCGUGUGACAGAGGGCUGGGAUGAGGACGGUCACCAUUUUGAAGAAUCACUCCACUACGAGGGAAGGGCUGUUGAUAUCACCACCUCUGAUCGAGACAAGAGCAAAUAUGGGACACUCUCUCGGUUAGCUGUGGAAGCUGGAUUUGACUGGGUCUAUUACGAGUCCAAAGCCCACAUCCAUUGCUCUGUCAAAGCAGAAAAUUCGGUUGCGGCGAAAUCUGGAGGCUGCUUCCCAGGUUCGGCUCUGGUCGCGCUCAAAGACGGGAGACAGAAAGCCGUGAAGGACCUGAACCCAGGUGACAAGGUGCUGGCGGCGGAUGGCAAUGGGAAGCUCGUGUACAGCGACUUCAUCAUGUUCACAGACCGAGACUCCGCGACGCGACGCGUGUUUUACGUGAUAGAAACGAAAGAACCCGUUGAAAAGAUCACCCUCACCGCUGCUCACCUCCUUUUUGUCCUCGACAACUCAACGGAUGAUCUGCACUCCAUGACCGCCGCGUUUGCCAGCAGUGUCAGAGCCGGACAAAAGGUGAUGGUUGUUGAUGAUAGCGGUCAACUUAAAUCUGUCAUCGUGGAGCGGAUAUACACGGAGGAGCACCAGGGCUCGUUCGCACCAGUGACUGCUCAUGGAACCAUUGUGGUCGAUAGAAUACUGGCGUCCUGUUACGCCGUAAUAGAGGACCACAGUCUCGCGCAUUUGGCCUUCGCGCCCGUCAGGCUCUAUUAUGACGUGUCAUCGGUCCUAUUCCCCAAAAACUUCAUCAGUCAGUCCAAUGCGACUUUACAACAGGAAGGAGUCCACUGGUACUCCAAGCUCCUGUUUCAAAUAGGAGCGUGGCUUUUGGACAGCCGCAUGCUUCAUCCUUUGGGGAUGUCAGUAAACUCAAGCUGAAAACCCUCGUGUGGAAAUAAAGCAAGAGAAAUUACACUAAUGUAGGAUAUAAGACAAUAUUAGUGCAAGCAAGAGAGAAAGAGAGAGCGCGAGAGUGUGUGUGUGUGUGAGAGAGAGAGAGAGAGAGAGAGAGAGA